UGAGGGAGGAACCUAGUCGCAGUCUUGUGACUUUUAUUUUGAAACCUUUGUCCCCAGCUAGUAAAGGUGAAAUAGAAAAGGCUUUAGCACAGUGCUGAGUGCAGCAUUUGUUUGACGAACGGUCCGUAAAGUUGUGGAUUAUGAAAAGAGGAUCUGGUAGCAAUCGGGUAUGUCAAGAAGAAAGCAAUUUUUGGGGGUAAAACUUGUUUGACGUUGUUGUUUGUCUCAUGUCCUUCAGAAAAUUCUCCAGGAGGAGGGACAGGAACAUUUGGGACUUGAGUAAUAACAGCUAUUCUGGGGAAUUUUCCCACCUUUUUUUUUUUUGGUCACAGUUCCUCUCCUGACUAAUAAAACCCUUCCCCUUUCUACCAAACCAGUUCUUUCAGUUUAGUGUGUUCCUGCCUUCUCCAUGCAGCAGGCCAUCAGCGUCUGGGUUCGAGACCCGCGGAUACAAAAGAAUGAUUUCUGGCAUGCCUACAUAGACUAUGAAAUUUGUUUACAUACUGACAGUGUGUUCCUCACUAAGAAGACCUCAAGAGUGAGGAGGAGGUUUAGUGAGUUUGUGUGGCUGAGACAAAAACUUCAGGAAAACGCUCUCCUGAUGGUCCAGUUACCAGAGCUGCCCCCCAAAAAUCCUUUUUUCAGCCUCAAUAGCGCCCAGCAGAUCACAGAGCGAAUGAAAGGACUCCAGAAGUUUUUGGAACUGGUCCUUCAGAGCCGCCUGCUGCUGUCUGACAGCUGCCUGCACCUUUUCCUGCAGUCGGACCUCAGCGUGUCCAUGAUAGAAGCCUGUGCUGCAGGAAGGACCAGCUACUCCGUAGCACAGGCCGUCCAGCGCAGCGGCCUGAGGAGAUUCCACUCAGAAGACAACCUGCCCAAGGAGAUCAGCAGCUCAGAGAGCAGAGAUUCAGAGGAGAAGAUUAGGGAUCUGGCAGUAAACAAAGUAGGAAACACGGGUUCACUUGAUCUCCUGGACUCCAGCUAUAAGACAAGGACAAGGCACUCUGAUGCUUACCUUUAAAACAAUGUUUUUAUAAAACACUAGGUUUGUGGGGAAGUGUCUGCUUAUUACUCACUCCAGUUUUUGGAUUUGUGUUGGAAAAAGAACACCCACCUUUUUGGCUUAAAUUGUGAUUCCUUGUAAAUUCAGAAUGUACUAUAAUAUAAAUAUUUUUGUUUGCUGUGUGGACAGUUUGUCUUGAUAUAUAGUUUGUCUGAAGGUGGCAGUAUUGCCACAAUUUCACAUUCUUGUAAGUUAUGACCUGUCUGUAACUGCUUCAUUACCAAAACUUUAAAGAAACAUAAAGAAAUUUCAGUGUUUUUUAUGCAAAUACAAGUAGUACAAUAUCUUAA
This is a messenger RNA of Oryzias melastigma (Indian medaka), 1353 nucleotides long. It is a transcript of the gene snx10b, whose product is annotated as sorting nexin 10b. Lineage: Eukaryota; Metazoa; Chordata; Actinopteri; Beloniformes; Adrianichthyidae. The record is from RefSeq and is a predicted model, not a curated record. Gene Ontology annotation, biological process: intracellular protein transport. Gene Ontology annotation, molecular function: phosphatidylinositol binding. The transcript is spliced from 5 exons. Bases 410 to 1021 code for a protein of 203 amino acids.